AUGUCAGUUCAGCUGGAGCCUGAAACUUGGAGCUCUGGAAAUGGUAAUGAAUGUGCACAAAAAUCCUCAAAGAUUGACUCCGUGUGGGGCUGGGCUUCGCCCCCGCUGCGCUUGCAGCUGGGAAACGCGCGCGGACAUAAGAGGAUGGGGGAGGGCGGGUCCCCGGGCGGCGGCGGGGGCGCGCGGCUGUCGCACACGUCGGAGAAGCACCCGCGCGCCAUCCUCGGCGAGCUGUCCGCGCUGCGCCGCCACAGGGAGCUCUGUGAUGUCGUGCUUAACGUAGCUAAUAGGAAAUUAUUUGCACAUAGGGUGAUACUGUCAGCAUGCAGCCCGUACUUCCGCGCGAUGUUCACGGGCGAGCUGGCGGAGUCGCGCGCCACCGAGGUGACGAUACGCGACGUGGACGAGCACGCCAUGGAGCAGCUCGUGGAGUUCUGCUACACCGCUCACAUCGUGGUCGAGGAGAGCAAUGUACAGGCCCUACUCCCGGCAGCCUGCCUCCUGCAGCUGCAGGAGAUCCAGGACGUGUGCUGCGAGUUCCUCAAGCGGCAGCUGGACUGCUCCAACUGCCUCGGCAUCCGCGCCUUCGCCGACACACACUCCUGCCGGGAACUGCUCCGCAUCGCCGAUAAGUUCACACAGCAGAACUUUCCAGAGGUGAUGGAGAGCGAGGAGUUCCUGCUGCUGCCGGCGGCGCAGCUCAUCGACAUCGUGUCCUCGGAUGAGCUCAACGUGCGCUCCGAGGAGCAGACCUUCCAGGCAGUCAUGUCCUGGGUCAAGUACAACGUGGCCGAGCGCCGGCAGCACCUGGCGCAGGUCCUCCAACACGUGCGCCUCCCCCUUCUCAGCCCUAAGUUCCUGGUGGGGACGGUCUCGUCAGAGCUGCUCAUACGCUCAGACGACGCGUGUCGAGACUUACUAGACGAAGCUAAAAACUAUCUGCUUUUGCCCCAAGAGAGGCCCCUCAUGCAGGGCCCCAGAACGAGACCGAGAAAGCCCACGAGAAGAGGCGAGGUGCUGUUCGCGGUGGGCGGGUGGUGCAGCGGCGACGCCAUCGCGUCGGUGGAGCGCUUCGACCCGCAGACGGCGGAGUGGAAGAUGGUGGCGCCCAUGUCGAAGCGGCGCUGCGGCGUGGGCGUGGCCGUGCUGCACGAGCUGCUGUACGCCGUGGGCGGCCACGACGGCCAGAGCUACCUCAACAGCAUCGAGCGCUACGACCCGCAGACCAACCAGUGGUGCGGCGCCGUGGCGCCCACCAGCUCGUGCCGCACCAGCGUGGGCGUGGCCGUGCUGGACGGCGCGCUGUACGCCGUGGGCGGCCAGGACGGCGUGCAGUGCCUCAACCACGUCGAGCGCUACGACCCCAAGGAGAACAGGUGGACCAAGGUGGCGGCGAUGACGACGCGGCGGCUGGGCGUGGCCGUGGCGGUGCUGGGCGGGCACCUGUACGCCGUGGGCGGCUCCGAUGGACAAUCGCCUCUCAACACGGUGGAGCGCUACGAGCCGCGCGCCAACAAGUGGACGCCGGUGGCGCCGAUGUCGACGCGCCGCAAGCACCUCGGCUGCGCCGUGUUCGACGGACAGAUCUACGCCGUGGGCGGCCGCGACGACUGCACCGAGCUCUCCUCCGCCGAGCGGUACGAGCCGGCGACGGACUCGUGGUCGCCGGUGGUGGCGAUGACGUCGCGGCGCAGCGGCGUGGGGCUCGCCGUCGUCAACGGGCAGCUCUACGCCGUCGGCGGCUUCGACGGCACCGCCUACCUCAAGUCCAUAGAGGUGUUCGACCCGGAAUCAAACCAGUGGCGGCUGUGCGGCGCCAUGAACUACCGGCGGCUGGGCGGCGGCGUGGGCGUCAUGCGCGCGCCGCACCACGACAACCACUACAUAUGGAACCGCAAGGACUCGGUGGUG
Molecule: messenger RNA, 1911 nt
Organism: Brenthis ino (lesser marbled fritillary)
Lineage: Eukaryota; Metazoa; Arthropoda; Insecta; Lepidoptera; Nymphalidae
Source: the annotation of a GenBank genome assembly